AAUUUUACGGCAGUUGCCAUAAAGAAGUUUUAAUAAAUAACGUUAAGUACAAAAUGUACGGUACUGUGCGGUGACUACUCUACGCAUCUUACUGUUAGAUCGUGCAUGUCAUAGCUACUUAUUUACGUUAAUAUACUCGUUGUCAAUAGGCAAUAAAAGUUAUUCGUCUAAUUGUAAGCUCUAAUUUGCGAAAGCACGAAACUAAAACAAUUAGAGUGCGUGCUUUAAAUAAGUUAAAAUUCAUUUCGGUCAUUUGGGUGUGCAGUAGUUUGAAAAACAGCCAGGCUUAGACUUCGGCUGAAUACCAAUAGCGGGUGACGAAAAUCCCGCUUUAAUCCCGCGGUCAUAAUGGCCAAACUUUCCACCAGGCGAGUGACUUUUGCCGCGACGGGAAAGCCUCGUAGGCCAACGGAUUAUGAGCUGAAAAUUAAUGGAGUAUUUCGCGCUCUUGCCAAUGAAACCAAGAAAUACGACCAGGCACACAAGAAAAACGGUGCUAUCCAACCAAAUCGAAACCGUUUACUAAAAAGCUUAUCUGAGACGUUUUCUAUUGGACCGUCGCCUAUUCGAAGAAAUGCUGUCCGGAAAUCAUCCCUGUCAGCACACGGGACCAUCUCACCCGGGCGGUCUUCCAGACGCAGUGUUCGCGUUGUUCAUCGCGAAACGCCCUUAUUUGUCCAACGCAUGGCGGAGAAGUAUCGAACCGACUACGCUGUCUACGGUCCAGCGCCAUCUUCCCAUUCAGCCGAUCUAAUACAGAAAUCUGCGCACGAGACAGAUCCACUAGCUAUCAUGGCAUCGAUGAAUGCUCGCAAGCGGAACCGGUAUCUAAAACCAGAGCAGUCUCUUGAUUUAAACGAAUUGAAGCGAUUUCUCAAGAAAUCUCGUAAAACCGAAAAGGUGACCAUGGCUUUCGCUGGGAAGACGCGCAUUCAGACAGAACCUAUUAGGCUCGCGGACAAACUUGUGCAUGUUCCUGUGUUAAACUUUGCUCAACGGUCGGUUAUGCAGAGACUAUACGCUAGCAGGAAUAACCCGGAACAUCUGGCCGGGAUUGGAGGCGGUGACAGUGUGACAAAUAAGCCGAUAGUUGGAAAUUCUCCGAAUAAUGAUGACUCGGCAUUGCAAUCACAAUUCCUCGCCAUUGUUCGGAAAAACCACAGGAUGCAAGAAGAUGGAAAAUGGCAUAUGAUCGAGCGAACUCGCUCCCAACAACGACUGGAGCAAAAGAUGGCGUUACGCGUGUACAACUUCCAACGGAUGAAAGAUGAAGUUGGCAAUCUCAACAACCAGAUGAUUGAAGCAUUGCACGCUAGCGAAGAACAAGCUAAGCAGUUGGAUGUACAACUGCGGUGCAAUGACGAAGAAACCGUGAAAGCCAUUCACGCGGCUAACAUUGAGCGGGAGCACAGAGACAGAGCUAACGACGCGUUUACGAAGGUGAUCAACGAGAACUAUCGCAUCCGUUGCGAGAACAUCCGAAUGGAGGAAGAUCUCAAGCUAUUGGAUCGGUUUAUAAGCGUCGUAUUAACUGCUGGGAUUAAUAAGACAGCAUCUGUCAUUGAUACCGAUGAUGGAGCUUGUGCUGAAAUACCCAACUUAACAGCUUCGGAAAUUGUGCAGCGCUUGGAUCUGCAGUGCAGAACGAGUAAAAGCGUUUGCUUUAAAGUCAGUGCCUUAAGAAAGGAGAGCAGGAAUUUACAGAGAAAAAUGAAAAGGGACGCUGUGACAGCAGCCGAGUUGCGCGGAAGGCUUGUGACAGAAUGCGACAGAUUAGAGGAAGAAAUCGAAUACAUCGCUGACGAAAUUGACGAUAUAAGGAUCGAUAACGCAAAGUAUGAAACCGGCACAUUCCGGAGAGAGGAAUUACACAAGCCUCUUUCGCUGUUGCGUCAGAAUAUUUUCCGUGUCUAUCGGAGAAAUUUCGACACUCCAGAAGAAAACUAUGGCAAAAUGGUGGACAAAAUGCAUGCCGCAGUCCGCAAAAUCAUUGCUAAAUUCUCCAAGAUUCCACUAACCGUUGUGCAGAAGUGUUUUCAAGCCGUUGAUAAAGACCGCAGUAUGGAAAGCGUUAUUGUUCAAGACGGGCUUCGGCGUGCCGAGAACGAUCUACGCAUGCAGAGAUUUUACUAUAAAUCCCUGGAUCCACCAGAAAUUAUUUGGGGACGCCCAAUUCGUACCAGUAAUGAUGACGAGGUCAGUGCACAACUGAGAAAUUUAAGCGGUUCGGGCACCAAGGGAAAUAGCGAAACCAACGCGGAUAUUAGAAAAACUUCGGUUGACAUUGACCGCACCGGUGAAUGGUUAAGACACCAAAUACAUCAAAUGACUGAUAGUGAAUUUGAUAUAUUCUUUGCGCCGGAAAGUUCAACGCCAUUAUUGCAAGAACUGGAGUCAAUGGAAUCACCGUCGGCGGAAGAUAUCACAGUUUUGCCGGACACUGAUCCCGCAACUGCUGAAGUUACGAGAGAGAGCAGGGAAAGUUCAGGAGCCAGUUUUAUUUCCUCACUAGCCUACAGUACCCGACCAGAAAGAACAUCCAUAGAAAGCGAACAGAUAGAAGUCGAGUCUACGGCAGAAGAAACCACGCAGACCAGCUUUCAGAAAGUGCCGUCUUAUCCAGAACUGACUCUUGCGGAAAUCGAGCACGAUGAACGAGCCAAACAAUUUUAUUCGCAUUUUGAGGAGAUGAUGGGCGAGUUGUUUCAGCGGAAAGGAUCAAGUGAGAGAAACCAUCGGGAAGCAGCGGACAAGGAAAACGCCAUAAGAGAUCCAACAACCGUUGAUACAACUACUGGUGCUCCGGUGGAGUCUGAUGGUCAAGGGAAAAGGACUCGGCGCAAAUCAAGAGUUUCACAUGGCUGAGUAACGUUCUGCCCGUUCCAAAGUGAAGCUUUUUUACGGUCAGUUUACUGUUAGAAAGUUGAUGAUUGCUGCGUCAACUGGACACGGUAUGCAAAAGCAUAAAAUGCAUCAUUCUUUAUUUACAACCGCGGUCAAACAUGUCCUACCUACCCAAAACCACUGCAAAUAAUUU
Paramacrobiotus metropolitanus is the source of this 3037-nucleotide messenger RNA. RefSeq lists its product as uncharacterized. Lineage: Eukaryota; Metazoa; Tardigrada; Eutardigrada; Parachela; Macrobiotidae. Bases 349 to 2865 code for a protein of 838 amino acids. The transcript has 3 exons. The record is from RefSeq and is a predicted model, not a curated record.